Messenger RNA from Cyphellophora europaea CBS 101466, 1191 nucleotides. RefSeq lists its product as uncharacterized. The record is from RefSeq and is a predicted model, not a curated record. Gene Ontology annotation, biological process: regulation of transcription by RNA polymerase II. The transcript has 2 exons. Gene Ontology annotation, cellular component: mediator complex. Bases 1 to 1191 code for a protein of 396 amino acids. Lineage: Eukaryota; Fungi; Ascomycota; Eurotiomycetes; Chaetothyriales; Cyphellophoraceae. Gene Ontology annotation, molecular function: transcription coregulator activity.
AUGUCCGCGACGCAGUAUCCGCCCAAAAUUCCGCUGUCGCCAUCCUCCCCUCCCGAGACAGGUGUCAAGCGGCGGCGAGCCUCUGAGACCUCGCCAAAGCUGCCUCCAUCCCCGAAAUAUAUGUCAGUCGCUACCAAAAGCUAUGUUUCCCAUGGUACCCACACAUCGCACAUGGAUGAGGCGGCGUCGCGUUCAUCGCCCCGGUCUCCCUCAUCAGCAUCGUCAUAUACUCGGCCCUCCACACAACGCAACAGCCAGCCUUAUUCAACCCCAAGCAGUAGUCAUUCCGAGCACCACACAUCUAACAUGAUGGAACGAGAUGAACAUCGUGACAAACGUCAGCGGAUAGGAGAGGCGAUGGAUUUGGAUGAGUCUAUGUUGCCCACUAACCAUGAGCGGCGGUCAAAGAAGGAGGAUGAGGGUACCAGCCCUAGAUUGGGUGACAUCGAAAUGCAAGAUAGCGCGGGCGACCCCGACCUGGACGAGCUCGACAAGGAUAUUGGCGAACCAUAUCUUUCUUGCCGGUCCAGGGUCGAGCCACAGAAACCUGACGUUCAGACGCACCUGCUAUCGAUCUAUGGGCUGGGAUCGCUACAACGAAGUGUGGCGCGCCAGGAUCCUUUCACACAGGAGAAAAUUAACAAGCUCCGCAAAUCUUACGAAGGCCAGAUUAAGGACUUUCAGCUCGCUGGAAGGAACAAGGCGGUGAAGCUCAAACAGGAGAAACCCAACGAGCCUUCCAUGCGUGCGUCUAUCGGUAGCUUCACUUCCGAAACCAGGGGAACUUACCUCCAGAACACCGAGGAGUGGGAGGCCGCGAACCCGAAACGUGAGAUCAAGGUCACAGAUGACUUCAGAUCCAAGCUACGCAAGGCUAUGCAGAUGCAGCCUGGUCGAGUGCGGAAUGAAGCCAAAUGGGAUGACGUGCUCGGCCACGAAAAGAAAACAGCUGCUCCAUUGGCGAUGGCAUCUGCUCAAGCAGCUGCACAACGACCGAAUGGCCUGAUGAGGCCCGCCCCACAAAGUGCUGCUGAAUUAAAACGCCAGACGAGAGGCAAAAAGCGAAGCUAUGGGGACGAUAGCUUCAUCGGGUAUGGGGAGGGCUAUUCUGAGCCGGAAGAUGCCUCGCCCGACGGGGAGUACGGCAGUGAUGAUGGCAACCGGAAGAAGCGACGCAAGGUAGGUUUCUAG